This is a messenger RNA of Psylliodes chrysocephalus, 801 nucleotides long. NCBI's taxonomy places the organism in Eukaryota, Metazoa, Arthropoda, Insecta, Coleoptera, Chrysomelidae. The record is from the annotation of a GenBank genome assembly.
AUGAAACCUGAAGGAAUCCCUUUAAAGUUGAUUAAUGAUGUAGCUACAAGGCGGAACUCUACAUUCUAUAUGUUUGAGAGACUAGUAACAUUAUCGGAACCUUUGGCUGCAACAGUUGGUCUUUUGGUCAACCCUAUUAAUCUUUCAACGCAAAAAGAAGAAUGGACCAUAUUAAAAGAACUUUGCCAAAUUUUAAAGCCAUUUGAAGCAAUUAUUGUUGAGAUGAGCGCAGAGAAACAAGUAACCCUCUCUAAAGUAAUACUAAUUAUAAAAGGAUUACUGUCAUCUUUAGAACGAACUAAAGGUAAAGUACUUAGUCAAGUAGGAAAAACUGUUAUGAAUUCUUUGCUUGCCUCUAUAAUAUCCCGAUUUGGAAAUCCUGAAAAUAAUCUUAUAAUGGGCAAAGCCUCUUUCUUGAAUCCGAGGUUUAAAACAAAAGCAUUCAGCAAUGAAGACAAUUUAAAAAGAGUGAAAAAUAAAAUUCAGGAUGAACUAGUUGUUCUUAUAAAAAGAGAAACUGAACAUCAACCUACUGGUACUGAAAAUGAAACCGCUUCUGGAAUAAAUGAAAAUACUACAGACCCAUCGGACAAUACAGAAAAUUAUGAUAUGAUCUGGCAGGAUUUUGAUAAAUGUGUAAAAAGUUCUUUGCAUGUGAAAGCCCAACUGCAGUCGCCAUUACUGAGAUCAAAAUGUUUUCAGAAGAACCGAAUCUGGAAAGAAAAAAGGAUCCGCUGGUUAUCUCAAUUAGCAAAAAAGUAUUUUUGCAUUGUAAUAACGAUUUAUAAAAAUUUGCAUUAA